Amoebophrya sp. A25 is the source of this 1036-nucleotide messenger RNA. The record is from the annotation of a GenBank genome assembly. NCBI's taxonomy places the organism in Eukaryota, Dinophyceae, Syndiniales, Amoebophryaceae.
AAAAGAUCCUGGAGACCUGGCGUUGGCGAUGGACGUCUUAGAGGCAUCUUGCGAAUACCAAAACCAAAUCGGAUCAGGCGUUCUUGAACGAAAAUCUGUACGUACCAAAGCAGAAAAAAAACCGGGAUUGGACGAGUCUCGUGGUACGUCUAUAGAAACGCAAUACAUCAAAACUGCUGAACACAGCGGCGCUGCGGUGGAGACAACGUCGAGCACUUCACCCUCUGCAGAUAACCCAACGCAUGACGAUAUUGGAUUUGCCAUCGUCUCUUCGGAUUUGGAUUUUGUGCCCUUAUACAGACGCAUCAUGGGAAAGUCGCAAGCUUGCAUCGUGCUUGCUGAGAGUGCGCGGCUCGGACAGCGCAACAUCGACGAACUGAGCACCGUCUGUACGGAAGUGCUCAACUUCUGCAGAAACGGAAAGACCUCCUCCCCAGAAAACUGGAAUGUUUCCCUAUCGCUAUCGGUAUCUGAAGGAACAACCAAGAAUCUGGGCGCUAAUGCGGCCGCAGGCACCGGAGGUAGUCCGCUACUUGGAAGAGAGACUACUAGUUGCACAAACUACGGGAGCACAGACCUCCGAGUUCAACCCAAUAUCAAGCAGGGUAAUGAAAGUACAAAUGACGCCGCUAAUCUACGUCGAAGCAAGUACCCGCAUCUGCCGGCUGGAGUUUCUGUUAGCUUGCUGGAGCAGGGUGGAAACCAAAGGGAGGAAGCCACCGAUGGCGCAACUGGUCAUGGGACUAGCAGUGGUCUUGCGGACGAUCGUAGAUGGCUGGCUGCUGUAGUUGACGACUUUAGACUCUUGCCUCCAAUAAGUACAAACGAGGCUGAGGUAACGACUGAGCCCGGCAACAGUGCUGUAGCGGUUUCAGAAGAAAGUGCCGAAAUCGAACAUGCGAGAGCAGUGGGGCGCGUGCUGCUUCGAUUCGGCUACUUACUAGCGCAUCGGCGCUCUGAUUUCGGGCGGGAGCCGACAGUUGAUGUGACACCCAAUGGUAUGGCUCUGUUUUUGCAGAACCACGGCGUAGCGAAU